AUGUCCACCACUACGACAACCACCGGCCAUAUGCCCUCCAACGGAGCGGCCGAUCUCGAUCCCCUGGAUGCAGCGGACUACGAUCCAAUCGACCAUUUGAACGCGAUCUUCUCCCACCCCUCCACGCUGUCAUCAGUGUCUCGAGUUUCUGACUCCCUCCAAGCUUACGAAGAUGAGCUUGACAAUGAUAUUGCAAUGCUCGUUGAGGACCAGGUUGUUUCAAAUUCUGAGAGCGUCGAGCGUAUCCAGACCGCCAAAGCAGAUCUGACCGAGCUGUUCAAGAAAAUCGACGAUGUCCGCGACCGCGCAUCUAGUACGGAGCAGGCUAUUACGGAGAUGACGGCGGAUAUCAAGCAGCUUGACAAUGCGAAGAAGAACCUCACUCAGUCUAUGACUGCACUGAAAAGGCUUCAAAUGCUGACGACUGCGUACGAUCAGCUCCGUGUUCUUGGCAAAACAAGGCAAUACCGGGACUGCGCUCAGCUACUACAGGCGGUUAUUCAAUUGAUGGCGCACUUCAAGUCGUACCGAUCAAUCGACCAGAUCGCACUUCUCAGUCGGAAUGUGGCGGAUAUACAACGGGAGUUGUUGGAGCAGAUUUGUGAAGAUUUCGAGCUGACAUUUGUUAAAGGCGAGGUGACACAGAAAAGGACGACUCUCUCGGAGGGUUGCCUGGUCAUGGAUGCGUUGGGAGAACACGCAAAGUCCAGGUUAGUGACCUGGUAUUGCAAUUUCCAGUUACGUGAAUAUCGUCAGGUCUUCCGGAACAAUGAGGAAGCAGGCUCUUUAGACAACAUAUCUCGGAGGUAUUCGUGGUUUAAGCGCAUCUUGAAGAUCUACGAUGAGGACUACGCAGCUAUUUUCCCGGCAUCUUGGCGCGUCGAUGAAAUUCUGGCAAAUGUCUUCUGCGAAGGGACUCGAGAUGACUUCAAGGGGAUUCUUUCUCGGUCUGUGCGGAAUGGGCAGGCAAUCGAUGUCAACCUAUUGCUGUCUUGCUUGCAAGAAACGCUUGAUUUCGAACAUUCUCUUGAGCGACGAUUUGUUAGCCCAUCCCGGCCCUCGACAGAUACUUUCGCUUCCACCGAAGCGCCGGUGUUUAGUCAGGCUAUUUCAGAAGCGUUUGAGCCCUAUCUAAGUGUAUGGGUUGAAGCUCAAGACAAGCAGCUUGCUGCUCUUAUUCCAAAAUAUCGGCAACAGCCUCUGAGACCUGCAGAUGAAGAGUUCCACUCCAAUAUUGUUAUAUCCUCGUCAAUCGAGCUCUUCACAUUCUAUCGACAUGCUCUACAACAAUGCUCCAAACUUUCAACAGGCGGAAGUCUAGCUGAUCUUGCUAAAGUCUUCGCAAAAUACCUCGAUCAAUAUGCUCAACAAGUGCUUCUAUACUACAUUAGUGAACGGCCUACCGGCCAUACGCCAUCAAAAAUACCGACCCUAGAAGAGCUUAUUUCAGUUCUCAACACUGCAGACUACUGCUACACAACCUGCAACCAACUAGAGGAGAAGAUAAAGGGCCGGCUAGACAAGAACUUGAAACAAUCAGUGGACCUCCAAAGCCAGGCGGAUUCGUUCAUGGGGAUUGCCUCAGCAGCCGUCCGAGGACUUGUACGCCAGGUCGAGAUAGAUCUAGAGCCCUGCUGGCGGGAGAUGCGUAAUACUCCUUGGAAUCGCCUGGAGGCCGUGAACGAUCAGAGCUCGUACGUUGGUGAGCUCCUUUCUAAGACCCAGACUAGGUCCUCCGAAAUAUUGCUACUGCUGCAUAAGCAGCAGUAUGCCCGAGCUUUUAGCGACCAUCUUGUGGAGUUGAUAUGCAACUUGUUCAUCACAAGUAUCUCCCAAUGCAAGCCUAUCUCGGAGACUGGGGCGGAACAGAUGCUACUAGACGCGUACACCCUCAAAACCGGUCUCACGUCUCUUCUUCCCGCUCCUGCCCCCGCAGGCUUCGUUAAGCGCGUCAACAACAGCUUUGCAAAGAUCGAGACUCUUCUCAAGACGGUCCAGGUACAACCAUCCCCUCCAGAGGCCCUUGUGCAAGCAUAUUUACUCCACAUCGGGGACCGAAACAACGCCAAUUUCCGCAAAAUCCUCGAUCUCAAAGGCAUCCGCAGCAGACAAGAACAGAACCACCUCGUGGAACUAUUCCAGGUCCACCGCGCAUCCGAUCGUCAUGCCCCCAAUCUACAGCAAAACAAUCCCGUCCUAGCAGCGAUGCAGACCUCCAACACCACCUCCUCCAAUUCCGUAUCACAGGGCCUUGGACUUGGAACCCUGAGCACAUCGGCUGCAGCGUCCAUCGGCGCCUCCAAUCUCCCUACCCGCUUUGAUGCUUCCAUGCUGGGAUCCGCCAUCAUCUCGGCCGCCAAGGACGGCGUUGAUAGAUUCGGCACCCCAGCCAAUACCAGUACAACUGGGCCUGGCUCAGUCUCCACCUCUACCACGCCGUCCACUGCCUCCGGUCCCGUGAGCCAGACACUGAGCCAGGGCGGCGAGAGCAGCACCUCCGGAAACCUCAACGAAAACCUGAAGAACAUCGGCAAGUUCUUUCGUCGUGAUUUGGGCGGUUUUGGCGGUCGAUUCGGGAGAAGCGGUGAUGAUGGCAAUUAA
Molecule: messenger RNA, 2601 nt
Organism: Aspergillus tanneri
Lineage: Eukaryota; Fungi; Ascomycota; Eurotiomycetes; Eurotiales; Aspergillaceae
Gene: VPS53
Product: putative GARP complex subunit Vps53
Exons: 3
Coding region: 1-2601 (866 amino acids)
Biological process (GO): retrograde transport, endosome to Golgi
Cellular component (GO): GARP complex
Source: RefSeq, a predicted model, not a curated record